AUGUCUGAUCGCACUCCAGCAGCGCGUCGCGAGAAUUACAAGGGCAAGGCCCUCAAGCAGGACGAGCUCCGUCGCCGCCGCGAAGAGCAGCAGGUGGAGAUCCGAAGGCAGAAGCGCGAAGAAAACAUUGCGAAAAGGCGUAACUUUGUCGUCGAUGGACCUGACUCUGACGACGAGUCCUCGGCCACCAGCUGGGACACCCCGGAGAUGCUCGCUGCGGUGUUCAGCGAAGACCCGGAACGGCAGCUGGAGGCGACGACCAAGUUCAGGAAGCUGCUGUCGAAAGAGAAAAACCCACCGAUCGAGAAGGUCAUCGAGUGCGGCGUCGUCCCGCGCUUCGUCGAGUUCCUCAAGACAGGCCACUCGAUGCUCCAGUUUGAGGCCGCGUGGGCGUUGACCAACAUCGCGUCGGGUACCGCGGAGCACACCCAGGUCGUCAUCAACGCACAGGCCGUGCCAGAGUUCAUCAACCUUCUCUCUUCGCCCGUGACGGAUGUUCGCGAGCAGGCAGUCUGGGCGCUCGGCAAUAUCGCUGGUGACAGCCCCCAGUGCCGCGAUUACGUCCUCAAGGCUGGCGCGCUUCGCCCUCUCCUUGCCCUCCUCAGCGAGAACCACAAGAUCAGCAUGCUUCGCAACGCAACCUGGACGCUUUCUAACUUCUGCCGUGGCAAGAACCCGCAACCUGACUGGGAACUGAUCGCGCCGGCUUUGAAUGUUCUCACGAAACUCAUUUACUCCGUUGACGACGAGAUCCUGAUCGACGCGUGCUGGGCUAUUUCCUACCUCUCUGAUGGCUCGAACGACAAGAUCCAAGCUGUUAUCGAGUCUGGUGUCUGCCGCCGCCUCGUCGACCUCCUCUUGCAUCCAUCAACUUCUGUCCAGACUCCGGCCCUGCGCUCUGUAGGAAACAUCGUGACGGGUGACGACCUGCAGACCCAGGUGGUCAUUGCGAGCGGCGCUCUCCAGGCCCUUCUUUCGCUCUUGAGCAGCCAGAAGGACGGCAUCCGCAAGGAGGCAUGCUGGACGAUCUCGAACAUCACCGCCGGCUCGCCGCCGCAGAUCCAGGCAGUUAUUGACGCCAACAUCAUCCCGCCGUUGAUCAAUAUCCUCUCGAACGCCGACUUCAAAACGCGCAAGGAGGCAUGCUGGGCCAUCUCGAACGCCACCUCGGGUGGUCUCCAGGAGCCCGCUCAGAUCCGUUACCUCGUCUCGCAGGGCUGCAUCAAGCCUUUGUGCGACUUGUUGCAGAUGAUGGACAACAAGAUCAUCCAGGUUGCGCUCGAUGGCCUCGACAACAUCCUCAAAGUCGGCGAGCAGGACAAGAUCGACGCUGGUCCUGGUGCCGUCAACAAGUACGCGCAGUACGUCGAGGAGGCUGGCGGCAUGAUCACCAUACAUAACCUCCAGCAACACGAUAAUAUUGACAUCUACAAGAAGGCAUUCAAUAUCAUGGACAAGUACUUCCCCGACGAGGAGGAGAUGGAUGCGUCGAUUGCGCCAAAUGUCAACGAGGCUGGCGCCUUCACUUUCAACCCUGCCGAGGGCGCCCCCCCUCCGGGUGGCUUCAGCUUCGGCCAGUAG
This is a messenger RNA of Peniophora sp. CBMAI 1063, 1581 nucleotides long. The record is from the annotation of a GenBank genome assembly. NCBI's taxonomy places the organism in Eukaryota, Fungi, Basidiomycota, Agaricomycetes, Russulales, Peniophoraceae.